UAUGUAACACAUAGGGCGCCAGAGCAGGUGCCUAUGAGCCAUUGUAGCAUCCCAUUCGGGCUACGUAGUAGCAGUGUGACGUUGAGGUUUUAGAGAGGAUAAUCUACGUGCCGUCUAGCCUACUCUACGGUAUUCAGUUUAUUAUUGCUGUUCGCACCUCCAUAGGCAUACGACACGAUAUUACCAGUGGCUGUCAUCCGAAUAUGGCUGCACAAAAAAUCAACGAAGCCCAUGAGCACAUCGCUAAAGCAGAGAAAUGCCUGAAGACAAGCAUGACCAAAUGGAAGCCAGACUUUGAUAGUGCUGCCACAGAAUAUUCAAAAGCAGCUGUGGCUUUCAAACAUGCAAAACAGUUUGAUCAAGCCAAGGAGGCAUAUCUGAAGGAGGCAGAGUACCACACAGAAAACAAAGCGCUUUUUCACGCCGCCAAAGCAUAUGAACAAGCAGGCAUGAUGCUAAAGGAUAUGAAGCGCAUGCCAGAGGCCAUCCAGCUCAUAGAGAAAGCCUGCGUCAUGUACGUGGAGAAUGGCACUGCUGGGACCGCUGGCAUUGCACUGGACAGAGCGGGAAAACUCAUGGAACCAAUGGAUCUGGAGAAGGCUGUGGAUCUUUAUCAGAAAGCUGCAUAUGUGUUUGAGACUGAAGAUCGAUUGACACAGGCUGCAGAGAUGCUGGGGAAAGCUUCAAGGCUGCUGGUCCGCCUUCGCAAGCUUGAUGAUGCAGCCGCCUCCCUCCAGAAAGAGAAGACCAUGUACAAAGACUUAGAAAAUUACCCCACAUGUUUCAAGAAAACAACUGCACAGGUGUUGAUUCAUCUUCACAGAGGGGACUUUGUGGCCGCUGACAAGUGCGUCAGAGAAAGCUACAGUUUCCCAGGGUACAACAACAGUGAGGACUGUGUAGCCAUGGAGACCCUUCUACAGGGAUAUGACGAGCAAGAUGAAGACCAGGUGCACCGUGUGUGCAACAGCCCUCUGCUCAAGUACAUGGAUAACGACUAUGCCAAGCUGGCCAUCAGUCUAAGGGUACCUGGAGGAGGCGGUGGCAAGAAGAAGAAGACCCCUGCAGCACCACAGGGGGGCGCUGGAGGACCAGCUGCUGCAGCAGCAGACGAUGAUGACUAUGAAGAAGGAGGCCUGUGUUAGCUAUGGGAUGCAACAAGUGUGUGUGUGUGUGUGCGUGUGUGUGUGUGCGCCUGCCUGUCUGUUCAUGUGUGUUCAGUUUUAUCCUGCAUUUCUGUAAUUCCAUCAUCAGCUACCGAAGAGUCACCCUCUCACCUAUCAAUCCUCUUUAACCAGGAGGAACGUGAAAAGGGACAAAUUAAUUAUACAAGACAGCACUAUGAACUCCUACACUGCUAGAUGUUUAAGCCUCAAGAGUAUUUGUUAAGAGGUACAGCAGGUUUUGCUGAAAUCAGUGUGUGUGUUUGUGUGUGUGUCAAUUAUGUACGUUACAUUUCAGUCGUGUGUAGCAAUACAUUUAUUUUUUAUCAGGAAAAAAAAAGUGCAAUCAGUCAUACGUUGUGUUGUAUCAGAAUUGUAAUUGUGUUAUUUAUUUAAGCUGUGCUAAUUGUAUUUGGAUUUACCUAAAGUGAUAUUUAUUUUAACUAAAUUGUUAUGUAUGAAAGAUAUGGUUACAAUCCCAAAUGUAGUCCAGAUUAAUGAUCUAUUUCAGUGUAGUGUCACAGAGUAGAUGUAUAUACACAAUGUAGUAUCACAAAAGAUUAAGUGAAUUACAAUAUUGUCAAUGACUGCCACCUGUAUAUUACCUGACCAGGUCUUUAGUAAGCAUAUCAUGUGUUUGAUUGUGGCACAGGGUGCGCGAUCACAAACAGCUGUCGGUCGCAAGAGCUGUAGACGGUGGUGACAUUUGUCUACCUCAGGAAAUCUCUGUAUGUGUCAUGGGUGCCCCCUUGUGGCUAAGAGCUUGGUGGCAGGACUAUAUCAGUGCUGUCACAAUGCUCUGUCCAACAUGUUAUUAUAUUAUUCUAUGAAGAGGAAAAAAAGGACCACAAGCCUAGACUCCAGCAGUGAUGCUGCUUGUUUGCCAGGGAGAGAGCUGUAUUACUUAAUCCAAAUACCUUACCAGUGUUUUUGCAGAGAUCAGUGAUGAUGACACAUUGUGUGUGUUUACUGUGUCUCUGUGCUGUCCAACUGGUUCAUGAACCUCUCCAUGCCAAUCCUCUCUCCUGCGUAGUGGAUACUCUGCUAAUUGCCCGUGUGGACGGGAGUGGACAGACCUUGCUUGGGUGUUUAUGCAGGAGAAGAUCCAGUGGUCGGUGGUCCUAAUGUGCUGAUAUAUUUUUAAUGUUGUCCAGAGCCCUGACUCCUCUAGGCUUCAUCAUUAAUGUAUGUGUGUGUUCUGCUCUUGUGAUGCUGCCUCACGUCUCCAGUUUUUGAUGUAGAAGUGCAUUAGUCAAGAGUGCUAUCUAUCAGACCAGUGACUAUUUGACCAAAUGUUUGCAGCAGUGAGUGACAUGAACAGUGAUGUGUGGAAGGUCUUGGAGAUGUUCUGUUGUUUGGUAUUUCAAACAACAUGUGUAAUAUAUGCAACCCAGGGUUUUCUUCAUUCCAAGUGACAUAGUAGCCUAUAUCAGAUUAAACUUAACAUUUUAACUGUGGAAAAUGGAAAACUGAGGAUAAGGUUGGGGUUUAAUGAUAGCAUUCGCAUUCAUGACUAAAGGUUUAAAUAUUACUGUUGGUCAAUUAUCUCUCCGGCUGGUAAGCAGGUGGUCAAAUAGCAACUGCCACGUGUAACAUACUAAGACAUGUAAAUAAAAUGUAA
Messenger RNA from Alosa sapidissima (American shad), 2784 nucleotides. RefSeq names its product N-ethylmaleimide-sensitive factor attachment protein, gamma b (gene napgb). Gene Ontology annotation, cellular component: SNARE complex; vacuolar membrane. Bases 204 to 1145 code for a protein of 313 amino acids. Gene Ontology annotation, biological process: intracellular protein transport. Gene Ontology annotation, molecular function: soluble NSF attachment protein activity; syntaxin binding. The transcript is spliced from 12 exons. Lineage: Eukaryota; Metazoa; Chordata; Actinopteri; Clupeiformes; Clupeidae. The record is from RefSeq and is a predicted model, not a curated record.